Molecule: messenger RNA, 573 nt
Organism: Geodia barretti
Lineage: Eukaryota; Metazoa; Porifera; Demospongiae; Tetractinellida; Geodiidae
Source: the annotation of a GenBank genome assembly
AUGCGGGAGCGCAGGGGAUUCUCGCGCCGUACUGCGAGACUGUGGACGGAGGCGAAGGAGGUUGUGGGGGCUGCGAAGUGGCGUCCGCUGAAGGGCGAGCUGUUGCGGAAGGCGGUGGAUUCGGGGGAGUUUCCGAGCCAGGCGACGAAGGAGUAUCUGGAGGCGCGCAAUCGCAAUAAUGUGUGCAUUGUGGGCAUCGAGAGCGUGCCGGCUAUCGAGAAUCUGGAGAACAUCCUGAAGGUGGGGGGCAUAGACGCGAUAUUCGUGGGGCCGAACGACCUUAGCAUUACGCUGGGGAUUCCGGACCAGUACGACCAUCCGGACUAUGAGGCUGCGCUGCGCGAGAUUAUCAGCAAGUGCCAGGCGGCGGGAGUGCCGACGCUGAUUCACCACCAGACGGUGGAGCUGACCACCAAGUGGCUGCAGGAGGGCGCGAGGUUCGUGCUGUAUAGCAGCGACGCUCGCAGCAUGCACAACGCAUACCGCGACGAGUUCGGGGCUAUCAAGGCUGCGGGCGCGGAGCUUGGGGGCGGCAUGGCUGAGGAUGUGGGGGAGUCUGAGGAAGUGAUUUAG